AUGCGGUCGCAACUCGUCCGCCGCGCUCUUCGAGUUGCAACAGCCUCCACGUCGCGCGUUCUCUCUCACUCUGGUCUGCAACUAGCAAAACCUGUUGCCGCUAGUCUGCGUCCUCUUCAAAAUGUCCCCAUCCGCCACUUCUCGCAGCCCCGCGACGAUGAUGCAACUCACACUGCUGACUCCGAAGCCACUCAAUACUUGGGCGUCGUAUUCGACGCCACCAAGGUGAAAAAAUACAGCGCUGAGCUCGAAAUCGAAGGCCACAUCAUCAGUGGCGGCGAUUACUGGACAGCACUGGACGCUGCCAAAGCGUACGACGAAUUAGUGGCGCUGUACUGCGACUUGGACGAGCCUCGCAACUUUCCCGAGGGCGACACAACGGAAAGUAGCCAAGAAACAGGCGACCAAGUGGAAUGGGAAGCCCCAGAGGCUGGCAACCGCCACGCAGAUAUCAUCCCAGCCAUCUCUCAGAUCUAUUUGACUAUUGAUGAGGUGCAACAGGCUCUGGAACGGGAGAAAGCGAUCGACGUGUACACUGUGGACUUGGCUGGCAAGACCAGCUUGGCCGACUUCAUGGUGUUCGCCACGGGACGAUCGCAGGCGCACAUGCGACGUAUGGCCGAUCUGCUGAUCAAGUCCAUGAAGGCGCGAGAGAUCGUGGACGACUUCGACUACGCCGUGGAAGGCCGAGACUGCGACGACUGGAUGAUUGCAGACUGCAACAACAUUGUGGUGCACUUGAUGCGUGCUGACACUCGUCGGAUCUUGAAUCUGGAAGACCAUUGGGAGAAAAUGGUGGACGAUAAGCACAGUGUCUAUGGAGAAAUGAGCGAGGACGAAUACAUGGACAAGUUUGGCACUAGUGAACUCAUGGAAUACCUCGAAGACGAAGACCAUCCACAUGGAGAAGAAGAUGGAGAAGGGUCAGGCAUCGAGUGGAAGUAA
Molecule: messenger RNA, 945 nt
Organism: Phytophthora infestans T30-4
Lineage: Eukaryota; Oomycota; Peronosporomycetes; Peronosporales; Peronosporaceae
Exons: 1
Coding region: 1-945 (314 amino acids)
Biological process (GO): negative regulation of translation; negative regulation of ribosome biogenesis
Molecular function (GO): ribosomal large subunit binding
Source: RefSeq, a predicted model, not a curated record